Frieseomelitta varia is the source of this 3243-nucleotide messenger RNA. Its product is annotated as integrin alpha-PS2-like. Gene Ontology annotation, cellular component: integrin complex; external side of plasma membrane. Gene Ontology annotation, molecular function: integrin binding. NCBI's taxonomy places the organism in Eukaryota, Metazoa, Arthropoda, Insecta, Hymenoptera, Apidae. The record is from RefSeq and is a predicted model, not a curated record. Gene Ontology annotation, biological process: cell adhesion mediated by integrin; integrin-mediated signaling pathway; cell-matrix adhesion. Bases 19 to 3069 code for a protein of 1016 amino acids. The transcript is spliced from 19 exons.
AAGUUUAAACUUGUCACAAUGGUUUGCAGGAUGCUUGUUAUGGGAAUGUUCUUAUUGUUUGUUGAAACAGUUUACGGAUAUAAUAUAGACGUAGACUUUCCUAUCAUUUAUUCUAGUAACAAUGCGUUUAAUUAUUUCGGUUAUACUGUACAUUUAUACUACGAAAUGGAUACUGAUAUAUCCUGGUUGAUAGUUGGAGCACCAAAAGAAAAUUAUUCUUGGUAUGAUACACAAAAAUUUCCGUACCUACUUGAGCCUGGUGUUGUGUAUCGGUGUACGAUUAAAAAUGACGAGUGUCAAGAAGUUAGACCAGAAAAAAUUAAAAAUGAGGAAGGAUAUGAUACGCGAUACGAAAUGAAGACGAUUAUACGAAAACAAUUCGGUUGGUUUGGAAGUGCCAUUUCUAUAGAUGAACCAAAUGGAAUUCUGACAGUAUGUGCACCACGGACGAUUGUAAUGAUUUCAAAACCAUUCACAGAUAUUAAUUUCGAAACUAUGCAAGGCAUGUGUUACAGUGGAGAAAUUUCUUCAAACGCUUUGUUUAUUGAAAAUAAUCUGAAAUCUUAUAAUUUUGGAACAAAAUUCUGGUACAAUCCGUUAUAUGGUUUUUCUUUUCAUUAUGCCUCAACGAAGCAAACCGAAAGCAGUAAUGAUAAAAAAAAGGGAAAUUACAUCGUAGGAAAACCAAAGCACGAAGAUUUCGGAACCGUGGAUAUAAUGUAUUCAAACGAAAUAACGUCUAUAGAGUUGUCGUCUCUUUACACUGUAUCUCAGUUCGGAUACAGUGUUGAAUCUGGCUAUUUCUUUAAAAAAGAUCAAUUGCUUUUCGUCAGUGGAGCACCUGGAUGGAACUAUGUUGGCAUGGUAGUAAUAAUCAACCCAGAAACUAAAUCUCUUACGAAACUGAACGGUACUAAUAUUGGUGAAUUUUUUGGAGCCAGUUUGGCUGUAGGGGAUAUAAACAAUGAUGGUUUAGAUGAUCUUCUAAUUGGAGCACCCUAUUGCAGAGAAGAUAAUGGCAGAGUCUACGUAUAUUUUGGUACAUUCGAGGAACGAUUUGAAAUGGCUGAUAUAUUAGACGGGCACGUACAAGGAGCCCAUUUUGGAUAUACCAUAGCUAGCGGUGAUUUGGAUGCCGAUGGAUAUGAUGAUAUCAUCGUAGGAUCACCUUGGGAAGAUGAUGGCGUAAUUUAUAUAUUCAACGGCGGUUCGUCAAAUCUGCAAGUGACCGAGCGAAUUGAACCUGCAAAAUUUUUUCGAUAUUCUUCAUACAAUAUACAGAGAUUUGGAUUUUCAAUUUCAAAACCUGUUGAUAUCGAUGCCAAUGGAUAUCUGGAUAUCGCAGUUGGAGCAUACAAAUCAGGAAAUGCUGUGAUAUUACGUAGUAAGCCAAUAAUAAAAACAGAACUUUUAAUUGAAACUAUACCUAAUACGUUGCAAAGAAAUGCUACACAUUUCUUAGUUAAAAUAUGCCCAAUAUAUACUAUGCAUAAUAUACUACAUAGUGAAGGAGUUAUAAAAUUUAAGAUCACAGUUACUAUAGAUGAACGUUACCAACGAACUAAACAAACAACUUUGGAAUUAAAAUCAUCUAACUUAAUAUCAGAUAUUUGUCUAUCUGCUCAAGUUAAUAUUUCGAAAAACAUACGAGAUUUCAUCGAGCCAAUUACUAUUUUUGCGAAACAUGAUUUUUUAUAUGAUAAUGUAGCGACUGAUUUUUGCAAAUAUUGUCCUGUUGAGAAAAGAAACAAUAAACUACAAAUUGCACAAACUGUACUUCCUUUCAAUAUCGACUGUGGAGAGGAUAAAGUUUGUAAUUCUAAUAUAUCUGCCACUGCAAAAUUUUAUAAUGUACAAAUCAACGAUACAUGGGUUAUUGGCUCGAGCGACAUAAGUUUGGAAAUUAAUUUAAAAAACUAUGGAGAACCUGCGUAUCUCGCCAUGCUUGAAUUCACGUUCCCCAAGGGAAUAAUAUUACGUAGCAUUUUACCUUUUUGUCAUGAGGAUAAUUCCAAAGAAAAUUUAAUAGUAAUCUGCGAUACGGGGAAUCCCAUUUGGAACGAAGAAGAGAGAAGUGUUAAAUUAGAUUUGGAUAUGAAAUUAAUUAAUGGAUCCUACGAUGAUAAAUUACAUUUUUAUGCAACGAUAAAAACUCGUAGUAUAAAUCAUGGAACAGCGAACAUAAUCAAAAUUCUUAAUUUAGUAAACGAAGUUUCUUUACUUCUGCAUGGGAAAGCAAACGAAGAAGCCUACUACUUAACUACUUCAACCGAAAGUUCUUCAAAUAUUACUUUCCAACACACUUAUGAAGUAUACAAACAUGGAGCAUCACCUAUUGAAAGUGCGCAACUCAUUGUUAAAGUGCCAUUAGCUAUUGAAGAUUUAAAAACUUUGAUAUACAUAUACAAACCUCAACUAUAUAUAUCAGGAGAACUUUUUGAAUGCUCUUCAGAAAAUAUUUUAUUAGAUAAUCAACUAGAUGUGGUUGACGAAGAACCAUUCUUAGCUCAAUUUGACAAAAGAAACGUAAAAACUUCAGCUUUAUAUUUGCAUGACGUGAAGAAUAUUCAAACUUCAGAAAAACUGAAUAAAAAUUGGAUGAAUGAUAUUACUUAUAUAAAUUGUACAACAUCUGAGAUAAAUUGUACAACUUUUGUAUGCAGUUUAAAUACGUUGAAAACAUUACAAGAUGUCGGAAAGUUGGUGAUUAAAUUUCUAUUAGAUAUCGAUAAAUUUAGAGACAAUUUUAAGGAUAAUAGAGCUGUUUUAAAAUUUUCCACUGAAGUAAGCGUAGAAAUCAUAAAACCCGAUGUGAGACUAGAUAUCAAUGAAACUCGAUCUACAAUGGAAGUUAUAACAACAUUUUAUUACACUUCCAAAACAGAAAAGCUGCAGCUAUGGAUUAUUUUUGUUUCUGUUUUAGUCGGAUUGUUAUUAUUAUGCACGAUUGCUACAAUUUUAAAUAUGUUAGGAUUUUUUAAACGGAAAGGAAAACAGGACUUAGCAAAACAAGAAAAUAAUGAAAUAAUAGAAAAUGGAAAUACGACUGUGAUUAAAUCUGAAAUCUGAUAUGUGAUAUUUAGUCAAUGAAAAGUACUUAAAAGGUAACAUCUAAUAUCACACAUAUAUUUUGUAAAAAGCAAAUUAUAUUUAAUAGAUUUCUAAUGUUUAUUUACAUUAUAUUCAUAUCUUUCAUGAAAAACGCCCAUACACGUAUACAAAUAUCUACUUUUAUUAAUUACA